Sporothrix schenckii 1099-18 is the source of this 3120-nucleotide messenger RNA. RefSeq names its product hypoxia up-regulated 1. The record is from RefSeq and is a predicted model, not a curated record. Bases 1 to 3120 code for a protein of 1039 amino acids. NCBI's taxonomy places the organism in Eukaryota, Fungi, Ascomycota, Sordariomycetes, Ophiostomatales, Ophiostomataceae. Gene Ontology annotation, cellular component: endoplasmic reticulum chaperone complex. The transcript has a single exon. Gene Ontology annotation, molecular function: ATP-dependent protein folding chaperone; ATP binding. Gene Ontology annotation, biological process: cellular response to hypoxia; negative regulation of hypoxia-induced intrinsic apoptotic signaling pathway; endoplasmic reticulum unfolded protein response.
AUGGCAAGACGCACAAUAUCCUGGCGGCUCGCAUUUGCGGGCCUCUUCCUCUUUGCCUGCCACACCCUCGCUGCGUCGGCCGUUCUCGGUGUCGACCUCGGUACAGAAUACAUCAAAGCGGCGCUCGUCAAGCCCGGCAUCCCCCUCGACAUUGUCCUCACCAAGGACUCGCGGCGGAAAGAAAUCUCCGCCGUUGCUUUCAAGACGCCACAAGGCGGGGCCAAGGCCGGCGUCUACCCCGAGCGCGCAUACGGCUCCGAUGCCAUGGCCCUGGCGGCCCGCUUCCCCGGAGACGUCUUCCCCAACCUCAAGGCCCUGCUUGGCCUGACCAUGGACGGCAGCGACGACGCGAAUGCUGUGAUCCAAGAAUACGCCGCUCGCCACCCGGCUCUGAAGCUCGAGGCCGCAUACAAGGACCGCCAGACCGUUGCACUCAAGAGCAGCGGGGCCUUCGUCGACAGCGAAGACGCCUGGAUGGUUGAGGAGCUGCUGGCGAUGGAGCUCAAGAGCGUCCGCCGCAACGCGGAGGCGCUGGCUGGUCCGGACACGUCGGUGCGUGCCGCCGUCAUCACUGUGCCUCCGUUUUACACCGCCGACGAGAAGCGGGCCGUCGAGCUCGCCGCCAACCUCGCCGGCCUGCGUGUUCUCUCCCUCAUCAGCGACGGCCUCGCCGUCGGCCUCAAUUACGCCACCAGCCGCCAGUUCCCCAGCGUCCAGGAGGGCGGCAAGCCCGAGGUGCACAUGGUCUUUGACAUGGGCGCCGGCUCCACCAAGGCCACCGUCUUGCGCUUCCAGAGCCGCUCCAUCAAGGACGUGGGCAAGUUCAACAAGACCGUCCAGGAGGUCGACGUGCUGGGCAGCGGCUGGGACCGCACGCUGGGCGGCGACGCUUUGAAUGCGCUCAUCGUCGACGACAUGGUGGCCCAGUUUGUGGACAGCAAGGCCGCCCAGGCCGCGGCGAUCACGGCUGCGUCGGUGCAGGCCCACGGUCGCACCAUUGCUAAGCUUGCCAAAGAGGCCGAGCGUGUCCGCCACGUCCUGAGCGCCAACACCAACACGGCCGCGAGCUUCGAGGGUCUUUACAACGACAUCGACUUCCGCUACAAGAUCAGCCGUGCCGAUUUCGAGGCAAUGGCCGAGGCGCACGCUGUGCGCGUCAACGCCGCCGUGCAGGACGCCCUGCGCAUGGCUGGCCUUACCGUGGCCGAUCUGGACUCGGUCAUCUUGCACGGCGGCGCAACCCGCACGCCGUUUGUGCAGAAGCAGCUCGAGCAGAUCUUUGGCGGCUCCAGCAAGCUGCGCACCAACGUCAACGCCGACGAAGCGGCCGUUUUUGGUGCCGGCUUCCGUGCGGCCGAGCUCAGUCCCAGCUUCCGUGUCAAGGAAAUCCGUGUCGCGGAGGGCGCCGUCUACGGCGUGAGCAUGAAGCCAGCGAGCACCGACGCUGCUGCCACCAACGUCAUUCCCGAGCGCCAGAUCUGGGUGCCUACGGCACACAUCGGCCCUGCGGCUUCCAAGGAGGAGCUCGUGUACGAGCUGGGCGAGGACAACAAGGCCGAGGCCUCUGUCGUAUUCUAUCAGCACAUUCCCGGUGCCGAUGGCAAGCUCGUCGCGUCGGCCGUCAAGACAUUUACGACCAGCAACCUGACGGACACGUUUGACAAGCUCGUGGAGAAGCACGCGUGCGAGCCGACCACCAUCCAGUUUAAGCUCGGCCUUCGGCUCGGCCUUGAAACUGGCGAGGUGGAAGUCAUCAAGGCUAUUGCUGAAUGCGAGGCAGAAGGCCCCGAGAAAGAGAGCCUCAUGGAUGGCGUGAAGAACCUGUUUGGCUUUGGCAAGAACAAGGACCAACAGCCCCUCAAGGAGGGCGACGAGGCUUCCGAGACUGAGGAUGCGAAUGCCUCGAGCUCCAGCUCCUCCAACAACACCUCAAGCAGCAGCAGCGGCAGCAGCAGCAGCAGCAGCACGACCUCUUCCUCCACUACCAGCUCCUCGUCUGCAUCUUCGUCGCCAACUCCAGCCGCUGCCGAUCCCAGCGAGCCGGCUAGGAAGGUGCCGGUCGCCAUUCCCAUCAAGUUUACCCUGGAAAAGGCCGGCACUCGUGCCCUGUCUGACAGCGAGAUGCAGACGGUAAAGAAGCGCCUGCAGGCGUUUGAUGCGUCUGAUCGCGCCCGUGUCCAGCGCGAGGAGAGCUUCAACCAGCUCGAGGCCUUUACCUACAAGGUGCGCGGCCUGCUCGAGAGUGACAGCUUUAUCGCCGCGUCGACCCCCGUGGAGCGGGCCACGCUCGAGACAAUGCGCGGCGAGACCAGCGACUGGCUUUACGACGGUGGCGUCGACGCCACGCACGAGGAGCUCAAGAAGAAGUACACGGCCCUCAAGACGCCCGUCGAUGCCAUUGAAACGCGCAUCGCCGAGGCCGAAAAGCGUCCGGCUCUUAUUGCCGGCCUCCGUGAGGCUCUGGUGCAGAGCCGCGAGUUUGCAAACUCGAUUCGCGAGCGGAUUGUCGAGUAUGAGGCGUUCCACGCUAGCAAGUCGGCUGCGGCUGCGGCUUCGUCGUCGUCAUCGUCCUCGUCGACGACGACCUCGACUGCGGCCUCUUCAUCAGAAUCGUUUGCCACUGAGGCCGACUUUGACGGCCUCGAGGACGACGAGCCCCCAGUCGUUGCCGAGGCAGCCACGGAAGAGGAACCCCUCGAAGACCGCGGCCCGGUCCCGCCCAUCUACACACAUGAGGACCUCAAGGAGUCCGACGAACUGUCCGCCUCCAUUGCGUCAUGGCUGGACGAGAAGGAGGCCGCGCAAGCGAAGCUGGGCCCUACGGACGACCCGGUGCUGACGGCCAAGGAGCUGCAGGCGAAGCGCGACCACUUGGAUAAGGUUGGCAUGGACCUGGCGAUGAAGGCCGUCCGCAACUUUGAGAAGACGCAGAAAAAGAGCGGGAGUGGAAGCAAGUCGAGCAAGUCCAAGAAGUCGAGCAAGACCAAGACGGCGACGGCGACGACCAAGAGCGAGAAGACGGCAUCGACGUCGUCUUCGUCGUCUACGUCUUCGUCUGCAGAGGCCAAACCAUCACAACAGGCCGCACAGGAUGAGGGGAUCAAGCACGAGGAGCUGUGA